AUGUCUUCGGCCUUCUCAUCUCGUCAAGACGCUCCUUCACGGACAUGGUGGUCUUUAUCCAAACCCUCGGAAAAAGACCUUCGCCAGACCUAUUCAUCCGACAAACCAUCUAAAUCGUCCUCCGGGUUCUCUUUUGCUUCAGUCAUAGGCUUCAAAUCGAAAAAACACCCUCCUUCUCUCGCAAUCCAACACCCUCAUUUACAAGGCCCACCCGCCCUUUCGCCUUCCCUCACAGUCGAUACUCCUGACCCACCCACCAAGUUCUUGAAUCGGCUUCCUUCCAAGUCUGUUUCAUCUACUCGUUCAAGGGAUGACUCCAUCGCCCCCAGAACGCCAAGCGAUAUUCAACGGGAUGGUCGCCAGUCUCUCCUAACCCUCUCCGAUUUAGACCCAUUCGCAGGACGCACCAUGGUGUCUCUUGGGAGCGUGCACACUAUAUCGGAUCCGAAUCACCUCUCUGUUUACUCCAACACCUCCGUUUCGGAAUUCGUCCAAAAACAUCUCAACGCUACGCAAAUGCCAAAGCAAGACAGGGUGUCGUAUGCUUCAUCCUCUUCGAAUUCUCAAUAUUUAUCCAAUGACGCUUCACCAACAUCCCUCUCUCCCUUAGUGGUAGACGGUGACUUACAAAAGAAGUUAAGCACUAAGACUUCAUGCGUCAGCUUGCAUCGGAAGGCUUUAUUUGUGGCUCCAGAAGGUCAUGACGAUCCGAAGACUGAGCUUCUCCCGUCGAAUUCUCCCAUGGGCAAGAAACAGCUUACCUCAUCCCCACGUUCUGUGAUGCGAGCAAGAGGUAAUACCAGUGAUGGCAGCGGACAAAGAGCUGGAUUUUUCGUCGGGACGAACCCUUCUCAGCCAAGGCCUUCAGGGUCUGGGUCGGCGUCAUCGCGGAGACCUUCAUCUGCAUCUCAGCAGCGGCCUGCUUCUGCUCCGCGACCAUCAUCUGCAUCAAGAAGGGCGUCUACCUCUCGUCCUUCCUCCACCUCUAGGCCCUCAUCUUCUCAAAAGAGAUCCUCUUCCUCUCAACCUGCGCCACUCCCCACUUCACCUCGUGUGGUGAUACGACAAUCAUCCACCUCGCACAUAUCCCUCCCUCCCAGUGCGCCACCGACGCACGAACUGCCUGCUACCCCAGCGGUAGUAGUCGAUGAAGAGUCGCGAUCAGAUUUUUCUGGAUUCCUACCUUGUGCUGAGUCCGCUUCGUCUUCGACCCUUUCCUUCGCUUCAUCCCUAUCUUCGACGAGAGAGACUUUGACCCAGCAACACCCUCGUUCAAAGUCAACAAGGGCGUCAGAACGCGACCUUUUUUUUCAAAAUCCAAAGGAGGGCGAUCCCGACAGUGCAUCUCUACACUCCAUCUCUCGGGUUACGCAAACACUGAAUACUUCGACCCGCACCUUAAGGGAAGUAAUUUCUCACCAGUCCCUCCGCCGGCGUGCACAACCUUCCCCUUCAACGGAGUCGCAUCCUGCUUUUGACACGACUAAUGAGAAGGUUCCCCGGAAACGACGAUCUUUUCACCAUCCCCGUUUACCCAUGCCACCCAUACCUUUACCACUUCGUCAUGCGAGUUCGUACAAUUCGUCAAUGUCAUCACCAACGGCUGAUACAAGUCCAAUGACUUCGGAACAAGGAAGAGGAAAUGCGAGCAGUUCUUCUGGCGGAAGGAAACGCCUAUUUUCCAGUAAUCGCAGACCCUCUACUUCCCAAUGCUUCCCUUCUGAGGACGAUACACAAUCAAUUUUUAGCGUACGCUCCGAUCAAGAGACUUCCACUGGCACCUCCUUCUUCAAGCCUUGGAUGGCAGCUCGAGCUUCAUCGCAGUCAUCGUUUUGGGAGGAAGGUGCCUCUGAUGUCGCUACUAGUUUUCUCCGUGCGGAGUACACCCCUCAGCACAUAAUGUCUCCAGCUGAAAUAGCCGAAGUCGAAGCAAGCGUCGAAAAUACACCUAGUUUAUAUACACGGCAGCGUGGCUUCUCUCUUCUUUCGGCUACAUCUGACGCAGACCACAACGACACUCCCUCUGGUCUUUCGCCUCCACCCCCAAUGAGACUCAAGGCGAAGCAAAGCGAUCAUCGAACUCGAAACAAGCCAAUCACUGCAAAGUCAUCGGCGCCUCCCAGACACGAUUAUCGCCCCUCGACCACUCACCCUGUCAUUUCCCCCCUGUCAGUUUCAUCUGAUGAAGACGAGGAGCCUAUUUAUCGACCUUCAUCGUCUCCUCCUCCUUCCAUGACCAGUCUUCCGCCACCUCCUCGACCACGACGGAGAGGAACAUUGGUAUCGCAGCCAGAUUUGUCUGUUAACUCUCCCUCUCUCCCUCCACCGGCGCGGAAAGGCCUGAUGCGUAGUAAUACGUCAGUGGAGAAGACGAUACAUCGCCGCUCUAUCAUGAGGAAGCCAUCGUUUCUCGAAAUUGAUGAUGACACGGACAAAGAUACCGACGUCGAGAUUACUGAUGCUUCGGUCAGUGGUAGCUUCCUCGAUUUGGCGAGGGAAUCGUUUGAUACUGUUCGUAGCGGCGACUGA
Messenger RNA from Laccaria bicolor S238N-H82, 2529 nucleotides. RefSeq lists its product as uncharacterized. Bases 1 to 2529 code for a protein of 842 amino acids. The record is from RefSeq and is a predicted model, not a curated record. The transcript has 2 exons. NCBI's taxonomy places the organism in Eukaryota, Fungi, Basidiomycota, Agaricomycetes, Agaricales, Hydnangiaceae.